GUAACACCUUACAGACACCGUAUUGUAUUAAAAUGACCGAAAGCAACAGUGAGACUACUAAAGCGUUUUUUAUGUUCGAAUAAAAGUCUCUGCUGAGCAGAUUCACUCCGAAAACCUUUUGAACCUAAACUACGAAGAAAACAUGAACCCAAAACAAAAAUAACAGCUCAUUAGAAAGUAAAAGACUGCAAUAACUCUGGGUCCCCUGCGUGUUAUCUUAAUCCCUGCCUCAAUCCCACAGCCGCUCUUUAUGAGCGUGGUCGAGUGAGUCACUCAGCUCCUCAUCAAACAAAAAGCUGCUCUAUUGGCGGCCACCAUCAGCCAGCCGUCCUAUAAUCCGGCACAGUUACAUAAAACAGGCCUCCAACCCCAACGUCACACGGAGAGGUAACUAUACGCGAAGCUUGGCAGUCUUUUUUGUGUGGCUCUUUGGCUUCUCCUGGACGCAGAAGGAGCAGGUGUUUCUAGGUGUCAUGAUUGUGUUAGUAGACUUGUUGCUGAUGCUAAUCGACCUAACCGGUUCUAUUCUGAGCGCCAUCCUGCAAACUUUCCUCCGGCCGAGGCUUAAAUGCAUCGAUGGGGAGCUGUGUCUGAUCACGGGAGCCGGGGGCGCGCUGGGUCGCCUGUUCGCCCUGGAGUUUGCCAAAGAGGGGGCGCACCUGGUGUUGUGGGACUGCAACGGGGCUGCCAACGAGCAGACUGCCAGGCUGGUGCGGGAACUGGGCGUCCGGGUGCACACCUACACGGUGGACCUGUCCAAGCGUCAGAGCAUUUACGAGACGGCCAACAGGGUGAGAGCUGAGGUCGGGCAUGUCUCCAUACUGGUCAACAACGCAGGCGUAGUGGCUGGACGGAGGCUGCUGGACUGUCCGGACGAGCUUUUGGAGAGGACUCUGCUGGUGAACUGCCACGCGCUUUUCUGGAUGACGAAGGCGUUCCUGCCUCGGAUGAAAGAACAAAACCACGGCCACAUCGUGACCAUCGCCAGUGCACUUGGACUGUUCAGCACCGCCUGUGUUGAGGAUUACUGUGCUAGUAAAUUUGGAGCUGUUGGAUUCCACGAGUCACUGACACAUGAGUUGAUAGCAGAAGACCUGAAUGGCAUCAAAACCACUUUAGUGUGUCCUUAUAUUGUAGACACAGGGAUGUUCGCAGGCUGUGAAAUCAGGAAAGAGCUUCGCAGCAUAAUUCCACCCCUUGAGCCUCUCUACACUGUGCAGCAGUCUAUGAAAGCCAUCCUAGCAGAACAGCAGAUGAUCUGCAUUCCUCGUCUUAUGUACAUCCCCUUUCUUGCAAGAGCCUUACUACCUUGGGAGGCAAAUGUUGCCACGUAUCGCUUCAUGGGAGGUGACAAGUGCAUGCUACCAUUCAUCAAGAACAUUGAAAUGAAGACCUCCAACGGCCAUACCAAAUUGUGCUAAUGUUCCUGAAGGCGCCUUUAUAACAUUCUGUGUAAAUCUGCGACACUCAGUGAGGACCUUUGUAAUGCCGACAGCACAGAUCUUCUUCUCGACUGGUCCAGACACCUUCUGAACCUCUGGAAUAACUAUUUUCUCCAGCACCAUACCAAACAUUCUGCAACACAAAGUCAGUGAAUUUAAUAAACUUUUAAACUGGUCUUUGGUUUUGGCAUUAAAUUACAGCUACCGAUAACUACUGGACUCUGUUUUGGCAUAGGUGUUACUUAUAGAUCCGAGAAAAUUGUGCAUCUUUGCAGCAAGUCUGAAAGCCAUCAAAUUAAAACAGGUUGGCAGCUUAUCAACAGAACUUGUUGCUUCAUUUGUGGAACUGAAGGAUUAAACAUUUUAUGGAGA
Molecule: messenger RNA, 1814 nt
Organism: Oreochromis niloticus (Nile tilapia)
Lineage: Eukaryota; Metazoa; Chordata; Actinopteri; Cichliformes; Cichlidae
Product: retinol dehydrogenase 10-B
Exons: 6
Coding region: 474-1421 (315 amino acids)
Cellular component (GO): lipid droplet
Molecular function (GO): oxidoreductase activity, acting on the CH-OH group of donors, NAD or NADP as acceptor
Source: RefSeq, a predicted model, not a curated record